Molecule: messenger RNA, 2869 nt
Organism: Didymodactylos carnosus
Lineage: Eukaryota; Metazoa; Rotifera; Eurotatoria; Philodinida; Philodinidae
Source: the annotation of a GenBank genome assembly
AGACGUGGUUUGGACUUGUAUAUGUGCGAUACUCAGUAGAAGAAAAAUGUGUCCAAAAAAUUGCAUAGAGUGACGACAUUCUUCGGGUAUAAUCGUGAACAUGUCUUAUUUUAAGGUGCAUAAGAGUACGAACUAUGCAAAUAUUAUCCACUUGUGACCAGUCGUGAACUGUGCACGAAAACAUAUAUGUGAUGUUUCUGCCGCGUGACCGCUAAUGAAACUCGAGAAGCAUGUAGUGACCGCGCGUGGAUUUUCGCGUUCAUAUUUCUGUAAAAGAGUUUCACUUGCGAACACGCGUCGGGAUGUCUAGAACGAAUUUUAUCAUAAAAGGUAGCAUUUCACAUUAAUCCACGUGUAAUUUUUUGUGUAUAUAGGAAAUAACUUCAUGAAAAAAUUACACAUGGAUUAACGUGAAGUGCUACUUUUUGUAAUAAAAUUCGUUCUAGACAUUCUGAUGCGUGUUCGCCAGUGAAACUUUUUACUAUAGACUGAAUAUAUUUUCUGUAGGAAUAUGUCUAGGAAUCAUCUUGUUCCCCGGGAGGAAGUAUUAACUAAAAACAGUUUCGAAACUAGGAAAAAAGGUUUAGGAAGUUUCACGAGUAACCACGCGUGGGAAACUUUUUAUACGUAGUAACUUGUGAGGACUGAUCCGACAAGUAUGAAUAUGAGAUUUAUUCAUUAGUUUCUUAGGCAAGCUAGCUCAAUAGUAGUAUCGUAGUUUUCUAAUUUAAAGUACCCUGGUUCGACUCUUACUUUGUGGUGAUAUAUAUAAAAUGUGAUAUUUUAGAAACUAGUGGUCACACGUGGAAAAAGUUAUAGAUGAAGUUGCGUUGAGGAAGAUUUCGUUAUACCUUGACCAUAGUCACAAUGGUCAAGAGUUUUUCACACAUAAUCAUGCGUGGAGGGAUUCACAUGUGUACACAAGUGAACAAUCUCCACUCGUGAACACGCGUUUGAUGUUGCAAGUGCAUGAUCCCGAAGUCGUGAAACUUGCUGUCUGUACCUCUCAAAUUUUGUGAAAUUUCAAGCAGAAGUUCAAUGACCCUCACACGUGAAAUAUCGAUAAAAUUUCCCCAUGGGUAAUGUACUUUACUUGCGCCUAUUUCAUGUGUUUUAUACCGUGACACAUUCUUAGCGUCUUUUUUAGAGGACACUUUCGCCGUGUCACUGGGCGGAGCACAUUUACAAAAAAAUUUCUCCAUCGAGUUUAUCGAUUUUUUGUUACCUUUCGUCUUCAUAGUUUGAUAUUGUACGAAUUUAAUCUUCUACUAUACUCUAUGGCAGUUGAUCUUGUGCGAGUGACUAGACGCAACGCAACAUCAAGUCUCCAGUCGGAGAAAAACAGACAUAAGUUGUAUGUAGUACAAGUUGCAGCUGAGAAAAACUUACAGGAGUUUACGAACUCAUCGAAGUUCAAACAAUACAACAAGAUGUUGAGAAAAAUGCUGAAAAUUUAUAAGAAAAUCUGCGUCACCCACAUAGUUAAGCUAUCGGUAAAGCAAAUCAGGUAAAUGUGGCAUCUCUCGCACCACUCGAUCCAUAUAUCUCAAACAAAGACGUAAAGGCAAUAGACAUUUCUACUUGUUAACUUGUCGUAAACGCUGCGUUGGAUAUUUUUGUUAUGAUUCAAAUGAAAAAUUGCAGUCAUAUAUCAAACAAAUUAAAGUAUAAAUUUGAAAAGAAUGACACAGAAAUUACUCGUCUAUGUUCAACGAGACAGAAAUAUUCAUAAUACGGUUUUCAGAUCCAGACUAUUUUCAUCGAUGAUGAUGAGAUAGAUGUUUUCACGUUGACUCGCAUAUAAUCCUGACAAUGUUAUACGUACAAAUAAAUCACUACCUCAUGUUUAUGUAUUGUAUCUUUUCUAGUCACAGUGCGAGGCAAAAGUAGUAGUGAUAGAUUUCAAGGAAUUCUUAUGAUGGCACGUGAUUUAGAAAAUAAUGUGAUUGGAACGUGGGACGUGACAAAUACCGCAGUAAAAACAGUCACUUGUGGAAAGGAGUUGGUACAUGUCGUUGAAGGAACACCAUGCUCUGGUGUCAUCGAAUCACAUGCUGAAGAUGGAGCACCGCCAGCAACAUCAAAAAGUAUGCAAAAAAUUAGUGAUUAUCGAAACCAAUCCAAGGAAUUAUUACCAUGUGAUGUAACAAGUGCUGAUUUAUAUCAAACCAUAUCUUCAACAACAUCCAUCGAAAAUAAUCAAAAUCAAAUCAUCACCCUAUUGCAUACAGAGGGUGCUCCCGUUGCUAAAGUGAAUGAUAAAUCUUUGUGGCCCAUUCAAGCAACCUUAUACGAAAUUGCACCAUCACUUAGAGAUCAUAAACAAGCCAUUAUGAUAUUUGGAGCUUGGCUUGGAAUUCGUCAUCCUGAUAGAAAUUUUUUAUGGAGAAGUAUCGUUAAUCAAAUUCAACAGUUAUUCAAAGAUGAAAUUAUACUUACAAUCAACAAAAAUCACAUUAAAUCUAUUGUUAAGACACAAUUAAUAAUAUUUGAUCUUCCAGCACUUGCAUUGAAUUGUAACGUUAUACAAUACAAUGGAUAUAAUAGUUGCCCAUUCUAUUCAAUAACAGGUAAAUUGAUCGAUAAACAAGUGCUGUAUCCACAUUCAUCUACUCCAUGCCCAUAUAAAACAACUGAUGAUUAUCGAAGAUAUGAAUUAUCGAGUUCUUAUUCAGUUACAACUAUGGGUAUUAAAGGGCCAACGCCAUUGUCCGAUGUACUUUUUUCAAUUCAAAUUGCCGUCGACUACAUGCAUUUGACUUGUAGCGGCCAUGUAAAGACUUUAUUCGGAUACUGGCACAAGAUGCCACGUGUGUUUCAAGAAGCGCCAGAUUAUUACCCCUUAAUUAACGAUUGUAUUACCCCUUAA